UAAGUCCAGGCUUUGAAUCAAAAUGAUUUCUGUUUUACCAGGAGGUCCAGAAGGAAGGGGAUCAAGUGACCCAGGAAAUCAUGGGGAUUUCUCCUUCUACUGGUGGCAUAUGAAGGUCUACAAUGAAACCUAGGGAGUUCGUGAUGAUUGUCGUCUUCGGUUUGGAGUUCAUCAUUCGAAUCUGGUCUGCGGGUUGCUGUUGUCGCUACAGGGGAUGGCAAGGAAGACUGAGGUUUGCCCGAAAGCCCUUCUGUGUUAUAGAUACCAUUGUUCUUAUCGCUUCAAUAGCAGUUGUUUCUGCAAAAACUCAGGGUAACAUUUUUGCCACGUCCGCACUCAGAAGUCUCCGCUUCCUACAGAUCCUCCGUAUGGUGCGCAUGGACCGGAGGGGAGGCACCUGGAAAUUACUAGGCUCAGUGGUUUAUGCUCACAGCAAGGAAUUAAUCACAGCUUGGUACAUAGGAUUUCUGGUUCUUAUUUUUUCAUCUUUCCUUGUCUAUCUGGUGGAGAAGGAUGCCAAUAAAGAGUUUUCUACAUAUGCAGAUGCUCUGUGGUGGGGCACAAUUACAUUGACCACUAUUGGCUAUGGAGACAAAACUCCACUAACUUGGCUGGGAAGAUUGCUUUCUGCAGGCUUUGCACUCCUUGGCAUUUCUUUCUUUGCACUUCCUGCCGGCAUUCUAGGCUCAGGUUUUGCAUUAAAAGUACAGGAACAGCACCGCCAGAAACACUUUGAGAAAAGAAGGAACCCAGCUGCCAACCUCAUUCAGUGUGUUUGGCGUAGUUAUGCAGCUGAUGAGAAAUCUGUUUCUAUUGCAACCUGGAAGCCACACUUGAAGGCCUUGCACACCUGCAGCCCUACCAAGAAAGAACAAGGGGAAACAUCAAGCAGUAAGUUCUGUAGUAAUAAGCAGAAGCUCUUCAGAAUGUACACCUCACGGAAGCAGAGUCAGAAGCUAAGUUUUAAGGAGCGUGUGCGCAUGGCUAGCCCGAGGGGCCAGAGUAUUAAGAGCAGACAAGCUUCAGUAGGUGACAGGAGGUCCCCGAGCACCGACAUCACAGCCGAGGGCAGUCCCACCAAAGUGCAGAAGAGCUGGAGUUUCAACGACCGAACCCGCUUCCGGCCAUCACUGCGCCUCAAAAGUUCUCAGCCAAAACCAGUGAUAGAUGCUGACACAGCCCUUGGCACUGAUGACGUAUAUGAUGAAAAAGGAUGCCAGUGUGAUGUAUCCGUAGAAGAUCUCACUCCACCACUUAAAACUGUCAUUCGAGCUAUCAGGUUGGUAAAAGUCUUGAACAAAAUGAUUCGGAGACAUAUCUCUGAUUCUUUGAGUUAUAUGUUGUUAAGUUGUUUUUUCAUCAGGUAAAUCUCCUGGAAUAACUACUUCCCUAUUCCUCUACUUUCCUAUUAAAUUGUUAAGUAUUCUCCUGUAAUCCUAGCUGUGUGGGAGACAUAAGUAGGAGAACCACAGUCUAAGACCAACCCCAAGCAAAAGUGCAAGACACUAUCUAAAAACAAACUUAAGCAUUUUAGGGCAGGGAGGAACAGGGCAAGUGGUAGAGGACUUGCCCAGCAAGUGUGAGGCCCUGAGUUCAAACCCCAGUAUCACAUCCCCCCACAAAAAUUGAACUAUCUUUUCUUAAUACAAAACUUUACUGUGUUCAACACAAAUAUGUUGUAAAAUGUGGUGAGAUUUGAAA
Molecule: messenger RNA, 1701 nt
Organism: Castor canadensis (American beaver)
Lineage: Eukaryota; Metazoa; Chordata; Mammalia; Rodentia; Castoridae
Source: RefSeq, a predicted model, not a curated record